AUGCAUCAUGCCGUAGCCUCUCCUACACCACCUCUGAUGGAAACACAAAAAGAGUUGAGCUUGUUGAACUAUCUAGUUCGAGGUAUGAUUACCUCGCACUCGCACAAGCUUUAUAAUUGUCUACCUUGGCUGGGUAACCAAGUGCUACUUCGUAGGUCAAAAUACAAGUUUGUCGGGUGCGACGUUGGCGGAGCCCAGGCUGCUUAUUGGGUAGAGGUUCGAAAGGACUAUAAGCAGGCUACCGGCAGGUGGCGUUUUUCUCGGAUGUGCAAAAGUCAUUUCCGUCGGUGGUUGGAAAAGUCUGGCCAGCACAGGUGGCGAUGA
Messenger RNA from Pyricularia oryzae 70-15, 324 nucleotides. RefSeq lists its product as uncharacterized. The record is from RefSeq and is a predicted model, not a curated record. NCBI's taxonomy places the organism in Eukaryota, Fungi, Ascomycota, Sordariomycetes, Magnaporthales, Pyriculariaceae. Bases 1 to 324 code for a protein of 107 amino acids. The transcript is spliced from 4 exons.